This is a messenger RNA of Triticum urartu, 2340 nucleotides long. RefSeq lists its product as uncharacterized. The record is from RefSeq and is a predicted model, not a curated record. NCBI's taxonomy places the organism in Eukaryota, Viridiplantae, Streptophyta, Magnoliopsida, Poales, Poaceae.
CAAAACAAGAUAACCUGAUUCAGCAAGUUGGCAGGAACGAGCUGACCUCCCCGAUGCUUAAGUGGUUGAAACAGAUGGCACUAUACUGUUUGAUUCCGAGAGAGGAGCCAACUAACAUGGAUGAACAAAAUACCCACAUACUUAGAUGCUGGAGAAAGAUUACAAAACAUUGGUCUGUUCCAGAGGAGGAGACAUCAACCGACCAGGAUCUCCUCCCUGUACAGGGCAUGUUGAUUCUUGAAAGGCUUGCUACCUUUGAUCCUGAGAACUGUAUAGAAAUCAGCAGAGCAACAGGCCUCUUGUCAAAGGUCAUAGAGUUCACAAGCAACAGAGGUGACAUGAUAAAUAUUGAUGAGACACUGCUGAAAGGUUCAUCGUUGAAGCUUCUGAGAAGACUCGCAAGUACUAAAGGCAAAUUUGGUGUAACUUUGCGUCAGAAGAUUACAGAACAUCUCUUCCUUUGGAGCAACCUUGCAGAGAUCUUGGAUAACAGAGGGAGCAGCCAAGAACUUAGGGAGCUUACAGCAGAACUCAUUAGAAACUUUGCCAUGGAUGGAAAUGUGAAUAAUGAGAUCGGGCACAUCCCGAUGAUCAUUAGCAGGUUGAUGCAUGCAUUUCUUAGCCAAGGCGCAUCCUCAAGUGCAGUUUCAGAUCAGUUACUACGAAUGAACGCUGGGCAAGCACUAGCACUACUGGCAAUGGAGAGUGUCAAUAACUGUCUGGUUAUGUUAGCAGAACCAGGGUAUGUCUUCAUCAAGGAACUCACAAUUAUGAUCCAUAGUGGCAGGUACAGGUGCAUAGCUUCAAGCCUGCUGCAAAAUAUGUGUGUGCAUGCUCAAUUUGAGCUUGGCGACUCGGACCUGAAGGAAAUCUCCUACAUUACAAGAGAGGUGCUGGAAGGAAUAAUGGAUGCAGAAGGGAUAGAAUUGGAGGUUCUUGUUGGCCUUAGUUCACAAAUAUGUAAUGUCAUUCCAGGUGAUUUUGCACGAGAACUAGAGCAUGGUCAGAUCAAGGAAAGAUUUAUAAAGAGGCUUGUUGAUGCACUUAACUCAAAUAUGAUACCCACUUGUCAUUGUCCCGGAAUCAGGAGGGUGAUAGUUGAACAUGCCAUAUACAUGAUGGAGUGUAAUCCUGGCAACGCCAGCUGUUUCAACAAAUACUGGAUGAUGGAAGCACUGCUAAGGGUGGAGCGUACAACUUCAAGGGCUGAAAAUUACAGGUUCUUCUCGGGCGAUGCGGGACUCAUGGAGCACAGCGUACCUCUAUCUGCACUUGUGGCCAGAGCAAAAGAACUGAUGGGCCGUGGGCAGCUAUGAAACAUCAGCGGUGUCACCUGAACAUGUAUUCAGAUGGUAUUGUACUACUGGCCUAUACUGGGAGUGUGAGACUUGUAGACUCAAUUUGCUCACACUCGCUCUCGAGCUACUGAUUGCAAUCCAAGGAGAUCCCAUGAAAUUAGAGUUGAUAUUAAGCUGUUGAUUUGUGUUGACAAGUCGACAUUGUAUUGCCAUGAUGAUGGCACCUUAAAUAAUGGAUAUGUUUAGUGUUGUAAGACCAUGGAUACAUGGAAGAUGAUGAAUCUGCUUUCAGAUUGAAAAUGAAACGUCUUAGUAGCUGCGCAUUGUCAGGGUGUGAGGUUUCUAUAACACCAACUCAUAGGCUUCUAAAUUUUAAGCCUUAUGACGGGGGUUGUUUGGCACCAGUGGAUGGUGUGGUGAUUGAGUACCCACGAGUCACAAGGCAGCCACUGCAGCCCAGAUCCCAAACGCUCAUUAAGUUCAUCCUGCCAAUUUCCCAAAUAGAUGGCACUGAUCCUGACAAAGAACCAUGCAAUUUGAUCAUGGAUGGAGGGGAGAAGUAGGAUGGUAAUUUUUUUGGUUUACUCGAACACCACAAAUAUUGAAAUUUCUGCUUCCUAAAACGUAAUUAACUGAACUACUACAAAGUGCCCAUCUCCAAUGAACUGAAACGAUGUAUGCGUACGAUGUGCUUCUCGGAUUGUCAGAGCAGUCGAGAUCAGUCGGAGAUAAGAAGGGAUUAAUCAGAGGCGAGAAGGCGAGAGUGUACCUGUCAGAUCACAAAGGGUUCAAAGCUGGGACCCGACUUCCACACGGCCCCGCGAUUCGUAUCCCUGCCGGAGAGGCUGGUCGCGCGCCGCGUCCGGCUCAUCGGGGCGCCCGUCGCCGGCCGCCGCCGCUUAGGAAAAAUCGCCGAGAAUGGAUCACCCUAGAGGCUAGAGCCGUGAGUGUUGGGAUUUUCUUUUUUGACGGGUUGUUGGGAUUUCCUUUUUCCUACGGGGAACGAACGUGUGGCGAGCUGCUCGCUGGUGGUCGCCGUUUG